Toxorhynchites rutilus septentrionalis is the source of this 4648-nucleotide messenger RNA. RefSeq names its product tripeptidyl-peptidase 2 (gene TppII). Gene Ontology annotation, cellular component: cytosol. The transcript has 10 exons. Bases 112 to 4101 code for a protein of 1329 amino acids. NCBI's taxonomy places the organism in Eukaryota, Metazoa, Arthropoda, Insecta, Diptera, Culicidae. Gene Ontology annotation, molecular function: tripeptidyl-peptidase activity; serine-type endopeptidase activity. Gene Ontology annotation, biological process: proteolysis. The record is from RefSeq and is a predicted model, not a curated record.
GUUCGGUGUGGUGUUGUUUUGUGUAGUGUAGUAUUACGAAAGUGUUAAGGAAAUAAGCGCGACAUUAUGCAAAUAAUUUAAGAUAAAAAGUUUAUUUACGUAAGUUACUCUAUGAAGGGAAUGGUAUCGCGUUUCUUGCGAGUUAGAUUUAGUAAAGUUCUGAAGCUUAAAGAUCAUAUGUUUCACCCAAUCUGUCAAAAUUACACUUCAGUAGCAGCAGUAGUAGCGGAGCAAAAUAUCAAGUUGAAGAAAAUGGAAAAUGUAGUGGAUAUCAAAUUCCCUGCGGGUUCAUUGGUGCCAAAAAAUGAGACCGGGGCGCUAAGUUUCAUCCGCAAGUAUCCGGAGUACAACGGGAAGGAUGUGACUAUUGCGAUACUGGACUCGGGAGUCGAUCCACGAGCGAAAGGACUCGAGACCCUGCCCGGCGGCGAUGUGAAAGUUAUCGAGCGCUACGAUUGUUCCGGGUGUGGCGAUGUAGACACCAGCAAAGUCGUUACGGCCAGUCCGGAAGAAACGAUCGUUGGUCUAUCGGGGCGAACGCUGCGGCUGUCCAGCGCAAUGAAAGCCAAAAACGCCAACGGCAGUGAGUAUCGCAUCGGACUGAAAAGUAUGCACGAUCUGUACCCAUCGCGUAUCCGGGAAAAGAUUGUAGCCGAUGCGAAACUCAAAACGUGGGAUGAAUCGCACAAAAAGGCGUUGGCGGCCGUUAGCAGGGAUAUUGCGGACUUUGACACCAAGAACCCCACAGCACAAAAUUUUUCCGUGAAGGAUAAACUCACCAAGGAGAAUCUGGAGAGCACGAUUGAUUACCUGAACGCGUGCGAGAAGAAGUACUCCGAUCUGAAAACGACGUACGAUUGUGUGUUGUUUUUGACCGAGAAUGGUUGGGUUGCCGUUAUCGAUACUACGGAAAGCGGGGAUCUGGAAAAUGCGGUUCAUGUGGCGGAAUACAGUAAAACUCAUGAGAUGGUUAAUUUGGAUGACUUUCUGUCGAUUUCGAUUAAUGUUCACGAUGGUGGAGAUGUGCUGGAAAUCGUUGGAAUGUGCUCAAGCCACGGUACACAUGUUGCAUCGAUCGCAUGUGGAUACCAUCCUGACAAUCCGGAAUUGGAUGGUGUGGCUCCUGCUGCUAAGGUUGUUUCGCUGACCAUUGGGGAUGGUCGAUUGGGUUCGAUGGAAACAGGAACAGCGUUGGUUCGGGCGAUCAUCAAGGUGAUAGAACUGUGUGAAGCUGGCCGGAAGAUAGAUGUUAUUAACAUGAGUUAUGGUGAGCACGGCCACUGGUCCAACUCAGGACGGGUCGGGGAGCUGAUGAGUGAACUGGUUAACAAAUACGGUGUGGUGUGGGUAGCGUCAGCAGGUAAUCACGGUCCUGCUCUGUGUACCAUCGGCACUCCUCCGGAUAUAAGCCAACCAAGCUGCGUUGGUGUGGGAGCUUAUGUGUCCCCUGAAAUGAUGGAAGCGGAGUAUGCCUUGCGACAAAAACUUCCAGGUAAUGUUUACACGUGGACUUCACGGGAUCCGUGCAUAGAUGGUGGCUUCGGGGUGACCGUGUGUGCUCCCGGGGCUGCUAUUGCAUCUGUGCCUCAGUUUACAAUGUCCAAAGCACAACUGAUGAAUGGAACCAGCAUGGCCGCCCCACAUGUGGCCGGAUCGGUGGCGUUAUUGUUGUCCGGAUUGAAGCAAAAGAACAUUAAUUAUACUGCGUUCAGUAUUAAAAGAGCCCUCUGGAACACUGCCACCAGAAUAGACUAUGUGGAUAAAUUUGCGCAAGGUAAUGGACUUUUGAAUGUGGAGAAAGCAUUCGAGAACCUCACGUCGUACAGCGGUUUGGUGGAGAAUGAUUUGCGGUUUGCGAUAAGUGUGGGAAAUAAUGCAGCCAAAGGUAUUCACAUGCGUCAAGGUUUAUUGACAAAGCCGGAGGAUUUCAACGUUAGUAUUGAACCAGUAUUUUUCAAUGAGAAAUAUGCCUCUGCCGCUGAUAAAAUAAGUUUCAAUGUCAGACUAACACUCAUACCCUCAGAGCCAUGGAUUCAAUGUGGAUCUUUCUUGGACCUUUGCUAUUCAGCACGGACGAUAAGUGUCAAAGUGGAUCCAACAGGUCUUACUACCGGAGUUCACAAAGCAAGUAUCAAAGCGUACGACUCCUCGAGUGUUGAUAAAGGCGUCCUAUUCGAGAUACCAGUAACAUUGGUUCAACCGAUAGUGGUAGAUCCAAAGACGUUCGAAUACAGUCAUACGGAGGCGAUUCCAUGCAAACCAAACACCAUUCUAAGGAAUUUCUUCCUGGUACCAAAGUACGCCACGUGGGCUGUGCUCGAGAUGACUUCCGCUGAUAUAAAGGACACGGUCGGGGGAAAAUUCCUCAUCCAUACAAUGCAAAUACUUCCGAUGAAAUAUUGCAAAGCCCUGGAAACACAGAAAAUACUGCCUGUGAAUAGUGUAUCAACCACUGUCCACCCUUUCAAGGUUGCGGGCGAUAAUAUACUGGAAGUUUGUAUUGCGAAGUAUUGGUCAAAUUUUGGAACCGUGCCAUUGAAAUUUUCUAUCAAAUUCCAUGGAAUUUCCCCGCUGAAUGGAAAUUUGAUGCAUAGCGCAUGUGGCAUUCAUCGGAUAGACCUUACCACGCUGUCCACGGAAGAAGUUCUACCCUCGGUUUCGCUUAAAUCAGCCGCUAUGGUGUUGAAACCCACGGACACCAAAAUUACUCCUCUUACGGUUAGAGAUGUUAUCCAUCCGGGUCGCCAGAUCUAUCAGAACAUCCUAACUUACGCGUUGCAUUUAAACAAAAGUCAAGAGAUUGCAUUUUAUACACCACUGUUUAGUUCCGUUUUGUACGAGAGUGAAUUCGAGUCCCAGUUUUGGAUGCUGUUCGACUCGAACAAGAUGAUGAUUGGGUGCGGCGAUGCGUACUCGAACGAUUCGUACUUGAAGCUUGAGAAGGGUGACUACAUGAUUCGUUUGCAGAUUCGCCACGAGAAAAAAGAUUGGUUGGAGAAAAUCUCCGAAGCUAAUUUGCUGGCCAACAUCAAGCUCGCCAAUUCACUUUCGUUGGAUAUAUACAAGUCAUACAAUCAAGCCAUUAUUAGCGGGAAAAAGGUCACGACUUGCGCUUUCCCGGCGGGCGUUACUAGACCAAUUUAUCUAGCACCAAUUACGAACGAAAAGCUUCAGAAAGCAUCGUUCCCGAACCAAUGCUCCUGGCUGGAAGGAACCAUAGUGUACGCGAAGGACGAACUGGGCAAAAAAUGCGAUACUCAUAACUUCCAGUACAUCCUGAUCGAAGGACCUCCGGUGAAAAAGAACGGCAGCUGCAACUCCAAAGAUAGUAAAAGCAAAUUCGAGGAGUACAGCGAGGGCCUCCGUGAUUAUCACGUGUCGCAAAUUCCCAAGCUGGAUUCGGAAAAUGCUGAAACAGUUUACAAAACGGUAUUGAAGGACAAUCCCACUUUUUUGGCGGCACAUCUUGCGUUGAUCGACAAUCUUGACAAUGGUGAUUUGAAAUCGAAUCUGCCGCUAAGUUUCGCAUCCGGCUUGGAGAAGGGAGAAGCUGGCGCUUCAGCCGCUGCUGUGAGCAAAGUCCGGUUAUUGAGAAUUGUGGAGCUAGCCGAUCUAGUGCACAAGGACAUCGACCAGAACGCAUUGCUUGCGUUUUAUGGCUUGAAGACUGAUAAUAGACCGAAUGCGAUCAAGAUUAAAGCCCAAAUGGACAAACAAAAGCAACAAUUACUUGAAGCUGCCCAGAAAAAGUUGAUCGCAUUGUGCAAGCUGCGUGUCAUCAAAGCGGUUGUGGAUAGCAACGAAGUAGGUGACGGCAGUGGGGAUCAGCUGGAGGAAAUUGAACAGAUUUAUAACGACGUUGGGAAGUUUACCGACUAUAAUGAUUCGAAGGUUCUUCUGCUAUCAAUCUGGCACGCCUACACGUGGAAGCACUACGGUCGUAUGCUGAAAUAUCUUGGUAAGUUGUACGAAGAGAAACUGUCGCGAGAGAUUCUUGAUGAGCAGAUUCGCGUCGUUGCCGAGAACAAAUGGGCCCACAUCGAGCAACUACUGAACAAAGUGAUUGUUACCUCCAAUCCUCAGGGAUAUCGGUUGUUUUAAGUUCUUCAAACGGUAUAGAUUAACAAAUAGCAAAUUCAACUUUCGUGUUAAGUCGUCGGCGUUGUUUAUUCUUAUUGUACUUGUGAGCUUAUGGUUUACUCCAUUAGAAAAGGUAGCAAAUAAUAUUCAACGGUGUAACGGAUCUCAGUCGUAUUCAGCUGCAUUCAACAAAACAAACUUUAUUCGAUUUCAUUUGAACGGUUACUUUAUUGUACUAAAUACCUUCCAUUUGCUCCGAACCAUCUGUAAUGUAAUGAUCAGCCACGCAGAGUAUUUUCCGAACUCAGAUAGUAUAUUGUGAAUGUAUUUGUUGCAGUCGAAUGAGAGAGAUGUUGGCGAACAUCGCGGAAAAAUCGGAGUUCAUUUUUGCCAACUAGUUGAUUUCAUAACAUACUCUUAACAAAAACUACGCAUACCAUCCAAUUUAAUAUGAAUGACGCCGGAUAAGCAUUCUGUGUUGCAAAACAUAAAAAGAAUCGUUAUAAUUGUAACUGCUGUAACAAGAUCCAAAUAGGUCGUUUCAUUAAUAAAGUCAAGCUAAUUCAGA